AUGGCGACAGAUGGGAAGAUAUCCCAGCCUUUGCAUCUGCCCAUUCUCAAAAGGCAGGACCCAAGUGGGUCGCCUCGCCUCUAUGAUCCACCUAGCUCUCAUCGCCUAUCGGUGGCGAGCACUGGCGUUAGUGAGGGGUACACACCCUUGUUCCGAUCCCCCGAAACGACCUGCAGGGUCAAGCCAGCCUCAAGUCCGAAGGCUCAGCAGGACUUCUCGAUGCUCCUUCAUUCACUGCCAUCGACACCCUCAGAGCACGGAAGAGCUCCGCUUCAAGAUACUGUUCGCAAGGCGCACCGCAUUUCGCAAGCGUCUGCAUAUGAAACCCACAAUGUCCACCUUGUGGACCCGGAGAUCCUUCAUGCGAAGAAAUAUGGGAAGACCUUGCCGCCACUCAAAGUGACCUACCAGAACAUGCUGCCUGAAGGAAUCACCAAGUCUACUGCUGAGCUUAUCUUCAAUAUUCCCAAGGAGGCGAUGCUGAAACAAGCUGGCGUCAGCGUUCAUACACACGAUCCUAUGUUCACGAAAGAAGUUACGCAGUACCAGUUGGAGUAUCCCUGCCCACCAGCCGCAGUCCGCAGAUUCCCUGGAUAUGAAUCCUUUCCACUGCUCCUCAGCCAUUUCGAGAAACAAAAACUGGAUUCAAACAUAACUGAUGAAGAAGAUGUCAAACAUCUUCGGGGACACAACGAAGCAAUGCUCGAAAAUGCUUGGCGCGGGAAGCCACUGGUCAAAGGCCCUGUUGUGCGUGAGGCGUACAUGCACGUCCCAUCUUUUGGGCGCGUGCAAGUUAUGCUGACUGAGUACCAAGACGGCACAAGUUACCCCCUUGUUACGCUUCCGAAGAUGACGCCUUAUGAUAUCCUCAACGUGUUGGAGAGGCAGCGACAGGCCAAGAUUGACGCUCCCUGGCUCGCUGUGCCUUCCGCUGAAGCCAUUUAG
Messenger RNA from Cyclospora cayetanensis, 945 nucleotides. RefSeq lists its product as uncharacterized. The transcript is spliced from 5 exons. Bases 1 to 945 code for a protein of 314 amino acids. Lineage: Eukaryota; Apicomplexa; Conoidasida; Eucoccidiorida; Eimeriidae. The record is from RefSeq and is a predicted model, not a curated record.